Molecule: messenger RNA, 2814 nt
Organism: Chlamydomonas reinhardtii
Lineage: Eukaryota; Viridiplantae; Chlorophyta; Chlorophyceae; Chlamydomonadales; Chlamydomonadaceae
Exons: 9
Coding region: 229-1251 (340 amino acids)
Biological process (GO): nitrite transport; transmembrane transport
Cellular component (GO): membrane
Molecular function (GO): high-affinity secondary active nitrite transmembrane transporter activity
Source: RefSeq, a predicted model, not a curated record
CAUGGAAAGUUUUGCUGGGACGCGAGCGGUUCCGAGCGCGCGAAGAUUGACGUUGGUCAGCGCGGUCGGCUCAAUGGCUCAGGUUUAUUCAGAGCUCGUGAUUGAGAAACACUUAUCGUCUACAAGUAGGAAACCGACAGCAUGCUUCACACAAGCACAAACGCUUACUUCGUUACAAGGGUUCUCGAUUACACGAGUCUUUCCACGAGAAACAUGAUUUGCAGUAACAUGCCCUCCGCACUGCACUUGCGUUGCCCAAGCCGCGCACGACAUGCUGCUUCGCGGCCGCUGGUGCGGUCGUAUCUCCGACGCGGGAGCGGGAGCGGGAACGGCGCGACCGGCUUUGUUGUCGACGUCCCUGCUGCUGAGCCGCAUGUGCAGACGUUGACGCCGGCGCCUGCCCCAGCUCCUCCCGCCGCACCGGCUCCCGCGCCCGCUCCAGCGCCACCAGCGCCGCUGCUGCCGCCCGCCAGCAUCUACACCGCGGCAGUUGCGGCUGGCACGUUGAAAUGCAAAAUACCUCUUGGGAAGGCUUUCGUGCUGGCAGUACUGGCGGGAGCUUACCUUGGCUUUGCCGGCCUGCUGUCUUUUACGCUACUCAACACCGUGCCAGGCCUGCUGUCCACCAACCCCGGCCUGGCCAAGCUGCUGGCUGCGGCCGUGUUCCCGCUGGGCCUGGCGCUCAUCACCAUUUGCGGCGGGGAGCUGUUCACGGGCAACACUGCGCUGAUGCCGGCUGCGGUGUACGAGGGCAAGGCCACGUGGGGCGAGGUGCUGCCACGGUGGGCUGUGGUGUACCUGGGCAACCUGCUGGGCUGCCUAGCCAUGGUGGUAGCGGUGGUGGCCACGGGUCUGGUGGGCUCCAACCACGUGCUGCCCGGGCUGGCGGUGGCCAAGACCAGCGUGCCGCUGGGGCAGGUGCUGGUGCGGUCGGUGCUGUGCAACUGGCUGGUGUGCCUGGCCGUGUGGAUGGCGCUGGCGGCCAACAACCUGCCGGGCAAGCUGAUGGGGAUGUGGAUGCCCGUCACGGCCUUCGUGACGGUGGGCCUGGAGCACUCCAUCGCCAACAUGUGGGUCAUCCCCAUCGGCAUGGCGCUGGGCGCGCCCGUGUCCGCGGGCGCCUUCCUUACAGCCAAUCUCAUCCCCGUGACCCUGGGCAACGUGUUUGCGGGCGCGGUGCUGACCGCCGGCUCCUACUCGCUGGCCUUCGGGCGGCUGGGCGCGGCCUUCAACGGCGAGGCCGCCAAGUGAGAGGACCGCAGUGGCGGGCAGCGGCGGCGGGCAGUAGCAGCUGGGGCCCGCAGUGGCUGGCAGUGGCGGCGCGCGGUAGCAGUAGCAGCUGCGGCUGCAGUGGCAGGCAGGCGUCAGAGCUACCCGGAAGCUUGAGCUGCAGCGGCGGCUGUAGCAGCGGAAUUUCGAGGAGGGUCACGGUGCACAAGAGAGGUUUCGAACAGAGCGGCAUAGCCGAGCUGCUUGUAUGAGAGCGCUUGGCUUGGGGUGCGCGGGGGGCGGGCCCGCCGCUGCGCUAUGAAAGGCAGCGUCGCCGGGGGCGGUGAGCGAGAUGUGUGUUGCGUGUCGGUAUGUCGGUGUUUGUUGUGGUAAUGGAGGGAAGCAUUGGGGAUACUAGAGCGCACCAACAUGGGCGGCUUAAUCGGCCCGUCGGCCAGAAAUGGGGAGUGGCUGAAGAUGUAAUAACGUAGCACUACGGGGCGUAAGUGAGUCCAAGUGCGCAUCGUCCGUGCGCUGCAUGGAGAUGACCGCAGGGGUGGCCGCGUCAUACUGCCGGCAGUGCUGUUGUUAAUACGGUGUAGGUGCGUCGAGCAGAUGCCCUUCUUGUUAUGUUCGUGAGUGAUUGUGUGGUCAGAAAGACUGCGGUUAAUGCUUGUUUGCGGAGGGGUUACAGAAUGCGACAGCUGCGAGUUGAGGGGGGCACACGGCGUGUCCAGCAAAUGGCACGGCUACGGACGGGCAUCUGUGCGGCAAGGCGCGGCCUCACAGGCGCCCAGACAGGAAUAAGGCAGUGAUGAGUUCCAAAUGCCACCUACCACUUGCCAGCCAGAUGCCUCGCACGUGCCGUGUCUGUUGGUUGUGCUGCUGCUUGCUGCCUAGCUCAGCCCGGGCGUGAUGUGCGUACGGCUGUAAUUUUGAGUGACGAGGGCACAUAAGGAAGUAGGUUCGAGUCGUGAGCAUGGCCCAGACAAGCAGAAGGACGUGUGACUGGGUUUAAGAGACCACGCCUGAUCCUGCGUUGUCUGCGCGUGUCCGUGACACGGUGACAGUCGCGGAUAGCGAGGGUGCUGUAAGGAAACCCACAUGCUGAGCAUCAGGACGUCGACCUGCUUGCCCUGCGGCACUAGCAGUUGCUUAGUACGUGCGCUGUACGUAUGUGCUGCGGCCUGGACGAUUCCCGGCACUCCGGUGCCUAGGCUUGUGGCAUUGAGGCACAGCGGUGGGGCUCUGGCGGGUUGAGGCUUGGCUAGGACUCACUGUGCGCGGAGUCACAGGGACUUUGACCGCGGGAGGGUAUGCAGCAAAGUCGGUGUGUGAUGGGACAGGGUUCAGGCAGGUUGGCGAGGUCCCAUAGGGUGCAGCUGUCGCCCAUACCCCAAGCAGACAGCAAACAGUUUGCAGCGGCAGAGCAGGAGUGCAUGGCUGGUCGAACGCCGGAGUUACUGUACCGGGGACCAGGGACUUUGACCGCGGGAGGGUAUGCAGCAAAGUCGGGGUUGGUGGAGUCAAGUUGGGCCCUGAUAGCAUGUGAUGGCUCGGCGUCUUCGGGUGCUGGGACUGUCCCCUCUGUAACAUCCGCAUUCU